AUGGAAGUGGUGUAUCUGAUCGGCUCCCUCGUGUCCUCUACGCUCACCUCCGCCGUCCUCUCGCUUCGCCUGGUGCUACGCUGCCUUGCGUCCUGCCUUUGCCGCCCUCCCGGGGGUGACUUCGAAGCCGCCGAAGGGGAUGAUGCGCCGCUGCUCCGGUUGUACCAGGGCCACGUGAAGCACGUCCGACGAAGUCCCCAUCACCACGCCUUCGAGUACCCCGUCCGCUACGCCCUCGUCAACCUAGAACGCCCAUGCUCAUCUACUGCCUCUCCUCUCCCCUCUUCCCUCUUCCCGCCUUCCUUCUUCGCCGGCCACCUCUCCGCCGAUAAUGCUCGCGCUGUCACCGACACCAACGGCCCUGUGUAAGAUCCUCGAGCACUUCCCGCGCCCUCUCCUCUUCCUCUUCUUCAGUGCGAAUGAUUACCUGUGAUCGGAGCAUUCUCUCCCUCAUUUUUAAGUCCACAUUUUUUUGGGGUUACAAAUUGGAUAGGAGCUGAUGAGGCCUUGACGAUCCUCGUUCCCCAUCAAACAAUGAUGGCUGCUCACGACUCGGGGAACCUGCAGAAUCUACACAACCCACAGUUUCCACAUGGGGCUGUCUCCCAUGCUCCGUGAAUCCUGUGGCCGGGGAGAAGCCUCCCUACGGCCAUCAGGCGUAGGUCACACACCUUUAGAAAUCCAUUCCUCUCGUUAACCAUUCUGAACUUUGGAAGCCGCACACGAGGUUCUCUCUGUUUUACAUUUAUAGGUCAUAUUUUCCCCCUUCCAUGAGGAUAGCAAGAGACAGGGCGCUCAGCCGAUUUGGACCGACCUCUUGGGAUGAGUGUGUGUGUGUGUGUUGUAUGUUGGUGAGCUCCAGCCUUGGUCUCUUGACUAGCCUUCUAAGGUUUUUCUUCUUUAUGAUGGUGAUUCUCUCAUCAGUAUUUCCAGCCCUUUGCACCGCAGAACGUUGUUGAAAUUUCUUUGGGGCAAACUUCCCUGAAUCUCCUUUGCCACCAUCGCUGCGUCACAAGAUGCCUCCAUCACGAAAGGCUCCCAGCUCGCUGAUUUGAUCCUGCGUGAUCAGGGGGGCAUAUCUUAGAAGAUAUGACAGGAAUGCACUGCUCAGUUUACACUUCCCACUUGGAGAGUCGGGAUAACUAUUGGGAAUUGGGGAAAAAGCAUCAUGCUAUGCUAAAUGGUUUCUCAGCCUUGAUCUUUUCUCAUAGACGCCCUUCGCUUCAGCAGGUCAACUUACAUCAAAGUAACAUAAGACGCGUCAUCCACUCACAAGUGUGGCAAUCUAAGCACAUGAAAUGUUGAUUAAGAUGAAGGCAUUAAUCCCUCAUGGCUGAUGAUCUACAAUCUUGCAUUUGAGUCUCGUUUCUUUGGUGCUUAGGGUAAUCCCCUAGAUCUCCCAUAUAGUGGCACCACAAUGACACUUAGUACAGGUCGGUUCUCCAAUUUUCUAAUGAAACUAUCGUGACCUCUAAAAGGCAUUGGCCUUAUUGUGAGCUUAAAACUCAAAUCUCAUUUACAGUUGAAUGCCUAUUUCAUCUAGAGGAGGGACUCAGUGAAUUCCUACGAAUGUUGUUUUACCUUAUAGCUUGUCAUCACUACAGUGACCUGAUUCUUUAGAUCUCCCCUCAUGUAAGUCGGGUUACUCAUGUGUGUGAAACUUAAGUAAUCUUCAGCCUUAUUCUUAGUAGAAUUUUUGUCUUUCUUAUCAUCAAGAAUUUAGCGAUUGAAUCUACCAGUAAAAGCGUAUGUAUGCACUUUCUUGUUAUUCAUACUUCUUGUCUGUUUUUAGUUAUGAUUUGAAUUCAUCAUCUGUGGGAGUGUAGUUUUACCAUUGUGCAUUGGAAAGAAACUAUGCUUCUGUUUUCAUUAGUGUGCUUACUUUGCAAGAAAUUUCUCUUAGAAAAGUGUGUUGUGAAUCACCCUCAUCUCCGUAGUAUCUAAGCACAUAACAUGUCUUUUGAAUUGGACCGAGAAAGAAUGGCCUACAUAACCUUCUUGUGAGUACAGUGCAACGAUGUAUAAACGCAUAACUUGUAAUUCAUUUACUACCAAUGCUAUUGACGUUUUAACUUCUAUUAGAAUAAUUCACAAGGUCUAUUUUAAAUUUUUCAUUCUACAGAAUUUUAGGUAUGGUUCAACCCGAGUGUGUGACUCAUCUUUUAAUUGCUUCCUGAUGCGUCAUAUUCAAGCAGCUUGCAUGGUCAUUCUACUUAGUAAUUAUAGAGGAAAGAAAACGUCAGGAAGACUCUAUUAUGUUAAACAUCUAAUUAUUUACGAUUUCCUUUACUGAGAAACUUGACUACUGCUUUUGUUCUCGUAACGAACUUUUAUAGUAUCUCAGAACAAAUGAUGCUUGAAAUUGCAUGAUUGUGGGAACAUUUUUCUUGUGCUUUCUUGGCAUGUCCAUUGGUAAGAAAUGGAUGUCAUAUCAAUUGACCAAGUUAACUUUAGCCCUAAAAUUUCAUUGACUCAACAUGUCCUUUGUGAUAUGCUUUCCACAUAAAGAGGAUUUGGUUAUCUUUCAUUAUUCUAAUAUACUCUAGCCUUUACCAACAUAUAAAUAAACAGUGAUAUACUAUUAUACUUUCAUUUUAAUCCAAAUACUUUAGUUCAAGCCAUUGAUUUCAGAACCUGGCGAGAUAAUAACUUCCAUAAAUUUCUGGUGGUAUUGUCUUGGAGGUUGUACUUGUAAUUCUCUGGAUGAUCAUAUUAUUUUGUACGGUUCAUUUACGUCCCGUCACUAACAACACCACAAGAAUGGUCUCAAUUUCCAUUUUACGGAUGUCAGGGUGUCAAGAAAGGGAUGGGUUUUGAUUAUCUAGCAUCAAACCAGCCUGACACCAAGCAUUGAUUGGUGUAUUAGGCUAGAAUUCAUUCCCUUAUGUUCCUUUUGUUUGAACUGAAGCCAAUUAGGCAUAAAUAGUUGAGGUGAUCGACUGCUAGUCUCUAUCUCAGUUAGAUGUCGGAAUUCCCAUGUUUCCUUUACAUGUGUCUACAAUUGGUCUUUGCACUUUGGACCUCUCUCGUUAGGUAAAUCUACAAUUUAAUACAUGCUAUUAAUUCACCGCAUUAGUUGAUGUCUAUUUCCUCACGCUAUUCACAGGCUGCUGCUCACGAUUCCACCGAGUGUUGGGUACGAACAGAAUCCUCUGAGCAUCUACUACUGUUAUGAUGUCGUAUCCAGAGCAGACAGUAAGCAUGAAGCAGGAGCAGGUGAUGAUGGGGAGUCCAUGGCAAGUACUAGAACCUGUCUAAGGAAAUGCAUCGCAGAGGUUAGGGAACAGUCGUCCUCUUUAUACCUACCCCACUUUCCCCGGCGACAGGCCCUGGUUUUGUUGAUGGAUGGCUUGACUUUGACCCAGGUCACAAACACACCAUGGGGCGAGAGGGCGUCAUUCGUUUUCGACCCAAGAUCUGACCUGGUUGCCAAGCCCUUGCACGUGAGCCCCUUCAUGGUGAGCGCCCGCCCACGCAUUUACUCUCAUCUCUCGUUCCACGUCCUGGCCCGCCGCUGCAGCGCAGGGCUUCAAAUAUAGUUAUCCUCUGGGCUGAUCCUGGCUAGCCAGUUCCUCUGUGUGAAGGAAAACUGGUGGGUUCUCUGUGUGUUUUUCCCUUCUUCUAAUGAACGGCACUCUUUCUUCUACAAGGGUGAUUUAUGUGCUCGUUUAUUCUGGAAUUGGAUGGUCCUUUCAAAGGGACGUGUCAGGCUAUCUGAUCGCGCGCCUUUCUACGCUUGGAGAUGGGCUUCCCUGCUCCUUUAUUCCCCAAACAAGCAGACUGAUAGGAUCCCCAACGCAGGAUAUGCUGGGGAACUGGAAGAUACACGCAGGCGAACCAGGCGACAAACUCUUCGUUGGAAUCUCAGUCCAGCACCCGGAGAUGGGCAGCUAUUUCACCGCGACCUUAAGUGCCAAGGAAGUUUCUUCAUCUCGACCCAGCCCUGCGCUCUUCUUCUGGCUGAUGCCUCAGAAGGUGGCCCUGUGGAUCUACUGGCAGGUGAGCGGCGGCGACUUGAUGUUUCAAAUCUUGCCCGAGUGAACUCGAGAGGUUGUCUCCUCUCAAACCAGCAUUUGUCCCGAAAAUAUUUGCAGGCUGUGAAGCUCUGGUGGAAGAACGUAUCAUUCAUCCAGCAUCCGAGGUAUUCGAAUCCAGCGUACAGAGAGGACGCCCUGUCGCGCGAUCGGGAGCUGCGCUGCCCUCUCACCAAGGGGGGGGGAGGGGGGCCGCGAGACGACGACCGCCGUUCAGACAGCGCGGCGGCCGAGGGGGGAGGGGGCAUGGCCCGGUGGUGUGUGUGGAGAGACGCCGAGUGGCCCUGGUCCUAG
This is a messenger RNA of Spirodela intermedia, 4328 nucleotides long. The record is from the annotation of a GenBank genome assembly. NCBI's taxonomy places the organism in Eukaryota, Viridiplantae, Streptophyta, Magnoliopsida, Alismatales, Araceae.